CGGAAAUGAUUGUUUUGUUGUCUCAUUGGGGCGCGAGCUUGGUGAUGGUGAUGCGCAGGUCCUGAAGGCGACAAAGCAAAUAAAAAAUAUAAAAAAAUCAGCUGAUUGAAGAUCAAAGAAACAGCACGAGCAGGGGGUGCUGUGAUCAUGGCUCAGCCUCUCCUUCUCCCAUUGGUCGGUAUCGUCCUCCUGACUGUGGCAUCCUGUCAAACCAUUGACUCUGCACUGCAGGAUCUGACCAAUAGGAAUGCUGACUUUGCUGCGAGGUUGUACCGAGCCGUCUCCAGCCGCACUGAUGACAACGUCUUCCUGUGUCCAUUCACACUGUCUGCCGGACUGUCGGCGCUGCUCGCUGUCACCAGUGGGCGGAGUCAGGAGCAGCUGCUGCAGGGCCUCAGCCUGACAGGACUGGAGCCUCAGGCCGUCCCUGAUCUGUUCCAGAACCUGAGGAAUGCAGUCCUGCAGGGGGGUGUGGCUACCAGCCUGAGGCAGGGCGCGGCCUUGUUCUCCCCCCAGGGUUCUGAGGUGUCGUCAUCGUACCUGGACCAGGUAAGGACCAAAUUUGGGGGAAGUGUUCAGAAUGUGGACUUUGCGACACCACAGGAUGCCGUUGAUGCCGUCAACCGCUGGGCCCGGGAGAACGCCGGAGACCAGGUCCAGGACCUCGUCUCCACUCUGGACCCCCAGACCAAGCUGCUGCUUGCCACUGCCACCGCCUACCAAGUCCGCUUCAGUCCGGCCUUUAAUGCCUCGUUCACUCAAGACGAGCGCUUCUACGUGGACAAGUAUCACGUUACUAUGGUUCCCAUGAUGUUCCGGGCUGAUAAGUACUUCCUGGCAUACGACCGCUCUCUGAAGGUUGGGGUGUUGAAACUGCCGAUGACGGACGGGGCGGCCAUGCUGGUUGUGUUCCCUGAUGAAGGUGUGGAUGUCACCGCUGUGGAAGAGGAUGUGACGGGUGAGAAGAUCAGAGCGUGGAUACGACAGCUGAAGAAGACGAAGUUGGAGGUGCAGCUCCCUCGUUUCCUAUUGGACCGUUCGUACUCUCUGCGGGAUGUCCUGGAGACUCUAAGCAUCACACAGGUGUUCCAGGACGAUGCUGAGGUCGUCAACAUCGAAGGCGGAGCUACGGGGCUCAAACUCUCACAGGUGUUUCAUAAAUCAUACAUGUCUGUUGAUGAGAGCAGCGAUGACACCGGCACGGGAGCCAGUGCAUUCUCCUCUCUUCCUCCUCGGCUGACCAUUAACAGACCCUUCCUCUUCGUGGUCUACCAUCAGACGAGCAGCGGUGUGCUGUUCAUGGGCCGGGUCAACGACCCGUCCAAGAAGUAACGUGUUUACCUGGCUGUCCUCACCUGUUAGAAUGUACUUCCUGUCUGUUCAAUGAUACUGCGGCAGGUGUGCUAAUGUCAACCUGUCUGCAGAUUCUUUACUCAAAUAAUAACCACUCUAGUAUUCAACCUGAGGCUGGAGGCCCACAGCAGGUCAUAAGAUCACCCCGUACGGUCCUGAAAAUAUAUCCUAAUUCUUAAAUAUUUUUUAUCUGUAUCUGUAAAUCUGCUGUUUUGUUCCAAGUGAAUCAUGUUGGAUUAAGAAUGUAUGUUCCCCUGGUGAUAAUCUGUUAUAAUCCUGCAGCUCAUACAGCGCCCUCAUGUGUCCAUUACUUUACUUUUAAUGAAGACCUUCCCAUGAGCCUCAGCUGUGGUUUGUGUUUACUGAUGAGAAGCUAUCGUUAGCAAGUGGUUUAAAAACAUUAACAUGUAUUAAAUGCUCCCAUCAGCUCAUAUUAGCAUGUGUUAUGUAGAUAUUAACAUGUCAUGUUAACAUUUCAUGAUUUAGGUAGCUCAUGUUAGCAUGUGAUGAUAACAAACAUCGAAGGCUUUUAAUGUGUGAUGACAUCCUGUGAGCCUCAGCUGCACUACGUUAUCUAUUGUUAGCAUGAAAACUCACACUACUGGUCAAGGUUCAUAAACAUGUUCACUGUAUUACUACUAUUUAAAUAAACAAACUGUAAAAAUGGA
Molecule: messenger RNA, 2021 nt
Organism: Cheilinus undulatus (humphead wrasse)
Lineage: Eukaryota; Metazoa; Chordata; Actinopteri; Labriformes; Labridae
Gene: serpina10a
Product: serpin peptidase inhibitor, clade A (alpha-1 antiproteinase, antitrypsin), member 10a
Exons: 6
Coding region: 148-1332 (394 amino acids)
Biological process (GO): negative regulation of endopeptidase activity; blood coagulation
Molecular function (GO): serine-type endopeptidase inhibitor activity
Source: RefSeq, a predicted model, not a curated record